AUGAGCUCCAAGUUGAAAUACGCUGACAUUGAUGUGCCAUUGGACUGGCUGUAUAAGGGGAAACGAAGGAAUAGGACCAAAAAUGUGAAUUCUGCGCGUGUCUCAGAUGUAACUUCCAGUUCUGUCAAGAAAACGGUUACUUCCACGUCAGCUUCGGCUGUUACUGUUAAUGCCACGGUUUCUCCUCAAAGGCCCCUGAAUGAUCGGAGUGUAAAUAACGAAGUGUCCAACUCUAAAUCAGCGGUGUCUGCUGGUAAGGUGCCUCAACAGAAACAAUUUCCUACUAGAAGGACUCGCUCCCACUCGGUAUCCUAUGGGAUACUCCAGAAGAGUACAACCGACGACACCACAGAUUCUCCAAAAAUAACCCGAAUCAGAACUGCACAAGACCAACCUAUUAAGGAGAUCGACAGCAGUAUCGGCGUGGAACCUAUAGUGUCAAAAAAGGGGAGAACCCGUUCUUCUUCCAUUUCAAGUUCUUUGAAUGAACGGUCAAAGAAGUCUUUGUUUGGUUCUUUGUUUGGGAGAAGACCUUCCAGCACACCCUCGCCCAUUAUUGAAAGGCCUUCAUCUUCUCGGAGUGAUCAUAAAAAAAGCACAGAUUUACCGCCUAUCGAUACCAAGCAGUCGAAAAGUUCUACUCCAAGUAGUGCUCCCGCCACUGCAUCUUUCAAGCCGGCUAGUUCCGGUGGUAAUAGGCAUCUUGAUGGGUCUCUUACUUCAAAACUUCUAAGCAUCCCGCAUAGCAUCUUAGAAACGUCUUCCUCGAAUUCCAGUCACCAUCACCAUCACCAUUAUCAGCAACUUCAUAGCCACAGACGUGAACAGGACUCACCACAAUCUUCGCAAAGUCCAGAUUUAUCUCCUAUUUCAGAAAAAGAAAUUGCACAAAAACAACUACAGAAACUUUCGAACGUAAAUUUGAAAAGAGUCACAAUUGCUGUUCAAGAAUUUAACUCUGAUCCACCGCAGCAACUACCUUCCAGAAAACCUAAAAGAGGCGAUGUCCUCAUACCAGAAGAUAUGAUAAGUGCACCUCCUCUGAUUUCCUUGGGCAUUUCAAACAGUGGUGAUCAAAGCAGUUCCCAGUCAAAUAUUUCUCCUUCAUAUUCUAAAGAUUCUAAAGAAUAUAAAGCUGCUUUGGAAAAUUUCAAGCGGGCAGUUAAGGAAGCUGAAAAGCAUCAAAAAGAUGCAUAUUACGUUGCAGAACGUAUGGCUCAUGAAGUAGCAAGCUAUAAGGCCAGGCAAUUGAAGACAUCUCCAUCGGGAGCCGCCGCUAAUUCGGUAGCGAAUUUAGCGACGGAUCAAGAGUCCACCUCCUUGGAUGCCAGGGCUUCCAAGCUUCAUAUCGAUAAACCUAUUAACGCAGGAGCACAUCCUUUUGAAACACAUCAAGAUGACAGCGCCAGGUACUCUUCUCAUAUUGAACAAACAUUGGACGUCGCCUACACUAGGUGCUGUCAUUUAAGAGAAAUUCUUCCAAUACCGUCCACUUUGAGACAGGUUAGAGGUAAAACUGCUCCUUUACAAACGUUGAAAUUUUUGAAUCCUAAACCGACUUUAGUGGACAUUUUAUCAUUUUGCGAUUUUAUUGCCAUAACCCCAAUUCAUAAUAUCAUUUUUGAUAAUGUAUGUUUAACCCAUGAUAUGUUUAGAAUUGUUAUUUGUUCCUUAGUGACUUCUCCAGUUGUGGAGAAAUUAGGCUUAAGAAACGUUGUAAUCAAUGAGCAAAGUUGGAAAUUACUUUGUAAGUUUCUAUUGAAGAAUGAAACAUUGAUCAAAUUAGAUAUUUCUCAAACUAAGGCAAGAACAGAUUUAAAUGAUUCAAACUACAGAGACCAAAUGGAUUGGGAAUUAUUCUGCGAAGUUCUUAGGAACAAAAAAGGUAAGCCUUUGGAAGAACUGCUUUUGAAUGGGUUGAGGUUUGACAAAAUGUCAUUCAACCAUUUCAAGAAUACGUUACUUACAUUUGCCCAAAUGAACCCUGGAAACUCUAUUCGUCUUGGUAUGGCUAACGUGGAAUUUUCGACUCAGUGUUUCGAUUUUCUCUUUGAUUGGAUGUCAGAAUAUAACGUUCAAGGUGUGGAUUUGGCAUAUAAUAAUUUAGAAAGUCUAGCAAAACCAAUGAUCAAGAAACUGGCCAGACUUCCUUAUAAACAUUUGGAAUACUUUACCCUUAAUAGUACUAACAUUACUUCUGUUGAUGAUAUGUCCUGCAUAUUAAAAUAUCUUUCACGGUUGCCCAGCAUAAAAUUUCUUGAUUUGAGCAAUUUGCCUCAGCUAUUUCCGGAAAUUUUGACAUCUGGCUACAAGUAUCUUCCCCAAUUUCCUCAACUGAAGCGCGUUCAUUUCGAUUUCAAUGACCUUUAUAUAAAGGAGACAACAAUGCUUGUCAGCAUAUUAUCUAAGUGUGGAACUCUCUCUCACGUUUCACUGAUAGGACAAAGCCCCAUGCCCGACGUAAAUAAAAUAUUAGUCGAUACGGAUGAACCAGAAAAGAUGAGAGCUGAAAAGAAAGAACAAAUCAUGUUUCUCAGAAAUACGCUUUGGGCAUCAUUGUAUGCUUUUGUAAGGGACUCCCACAAUCUAGUUAGUUUGGAUGUUGACUAUGAUCAAGUACCAGACGAGAUUCAGUCAAGAAUUGCAUUAUGUUUAAUGCAUAAUAUGAAAAGAAUUAUGGACUCCAGCUUCAAAUUGGAUGAGUUGACUGUACAAGAUGAUCUAAUAUUUGAUGGCUCUUUAAUAACCGAGACUGCAGAAGAAGUUCUAAAAAGAUUAAAUGAUAAGUCUUUACUUCAAAAUGAUGUUGGAAAGAAAUAUCUCUUAAAGAAAUAUUUUGAAAAAAUGGAGAAGGUGCAUCAUAACGUUCAACAUACAAUUGACUCUAUGUUUGAGAAAAGAAAAUCUGGUGAAUUACCGUUGCAAGAAAAGGAAAACCUGCUCAGGUUAUUACUACUUGAAAAAAAUCUAUCAAACAUUCUUGAUAUUUUUGCUUCGAUGCCCAAUAUCGCCGAUGUCGUACCGUUUUCAAAAGCGGAUAAUAAUUUUCCAAAUAUCCGCGACAGCUCGAUAAGUACAAACUAUAAUGAUGGAAUUCGUCCAUCUCUAAAACACUUGGAUUCUGACAGGUUAAUCAAUGAUGCUUCGGUUCCUGAAAACGAUUCAUCGGUUAGACCGCAUUUGAUGGCAACUGAUUCAGGACGUAUUAUUGAUGUAACCACCGGAAAAGCUCUUCUCUUCAAAAGUUCAUCCAACACCUCAUUAGCUGGCAAAAGACAGGAAGAAGAGGAAGGUGAAUUGCAUAAAUGGGGUGUCUUCGUUCAACAUCAAAGUUCAAGACACAAUGCUGUGAUUCCCUCAUCCACUAGCUCCUCAAGAACUAGCAGUUCGCCCUCACCAAAUGGUAACGUCAGAGGUGGAAAGAAGAUGGGGUCAGCUCAAACAUCCGGUUCAAGGCCAAAGAUUUUACCAAAGAUACCUACUGGUACCGAGCUAAGAGACGCCAUUAUCAAGGCCAAGGGAAUUAAUUCUGUCGAUGAUUUGAUAAAAAACGUCACUUCUGAGAAAGUUGUCUUGGAAUCGCUAUAUGGAGACGAAUUAAACUCUGGAAGCCCAAGCAACGAUAAUUUACAGGAGCCACAACUGAAGGGGCCCUUGCAUAGGCCAUCCAUCGAAGAUGAAACAGUGACAAAGAAAUAUGACAAACUAUUGAAUGAUUUGUCUAAUGUUCGCCAUAGCAAGUGCUGA
This is a messenger RNA of Saccharomyces mikatae IFO 1815, 3747 nucleotides long. RefSeq names its product Her1p (gene HER1). The record is from RefSeq and is a predicted model, not a curated record. The coding region runs from base 1 to 3747 and encodes 1248 amino acids. NCBI's taxonomy places the organism in Eukaryota, Fungi, Ascomycota, Saccharomycetes, Saccharomycetales, Saccharomycetaceae. The transcript has a single exon.